Messenger RNA from Carassius carassius (crucian carp), 3707 nucleotides. Its product is annotated as docking protein 2-like. Gene Ontology annotation, biological process: cell surface receptor protein tyrosine kinase signaling pathway; positive regulation of MAPK cascade. Lineage: Eukaryota; Metazoa; Chordata; Actinopteri; Cypriniformes; Cyprinidae. The record is from RefSeq and is a predicted model, not a curated record. Gene Ontology annotation, cellular component: cytoplasm. Bases 120 to 1757 code for a protein of 545 amino acids. The transcript is spliced from 6 exons.
AAGUAGAUAUGGCGGAACUUGGAGAUGCUGUUUGCGUCACAAGCAAUUUUAGCAGAAGUAGCAUGAUACAUUAGAUGAGACAGUCUUAAGGAGCUGGGUCGGAGACAAGACCGAGAGAAAUGGAGGAGGAUAUUAGAAAGAAGGGGAUGCUGUAUUUACAACAGCAGCGGUUUGGGAAGAAAUGGCGUAAGGUCUGGUCCGUGCUGUACCGAGAGAGCUCCUGCUCCAUCUCUCGCCUCGAGUUUUUUGAGUUUAAAGACGGAGCUGGCAACAAUCUGGAGAAAGCCAGCCGCAAACAGGAAAACAAAAAGGUGAUAAAAAUGAAUGACUGCAUUCGUGUUUCGGAGACUGAAUUUGAAGGCUGUCCACGGGAUUGUGGACCUUUUUUGGUGGAGACAACUGAAAAGACAUUUAUUUUCGCUGUUGAGAUUGCUGAACUUGAGGACUGGAUCCAGAAGCUGUGUGAAAUCGCCUUUCCGAUGAGCUGGACAGAGAGAGGAGCAGUGAGAGGAAACAGUUUACAAGCUGAAUCUGAUGACGUCACGAUGGCCAACAACACUCUCUACUGUAGCAGAGAAACUGCAAUGAAAGACUUUAAGGUGACGGUGAGGCGUACAGAGGCUUCUGAGAGAUGUGGCCUGAAAGGAACAGUGCUGUUACGGACUGAUUUUGAUAGCCUCCUUCUGAAGGAACCGAAGAUGGGAGAGGUUCUCUACUCCUGGCCCUACCGCUUCCUCCGCAGGUUCGGACGAGACAAGACUACUUUCUCCUUUGAGGCUGGGCGAAGAUGCGACUCGGGGGAAGGCAACUUUGAGUUCGACACAAAGCAAGGAAACAGUAUCUUCCAAUCUGUUGAGGCCGCCAUCAAUCAACAAAGAGCCAAUUUACCUCAGAAGCAGAUAUCAGGUGGGGAUCGAGAUACUGUGCCCCCUUCACCUCAAAUGAGAGCUGUGGCAGGAGAUGCAUGUAUCUACAGUGUGGUGACUGAGGGAGUAAUCAGAGAUGGAUCCAAACAACCUCAGAACCCUCAGCAAACCAGACUUGAAGCCACUGCAGAGAAACUUCUGACCGGAGUCAAGAGCCUGACCCUGGACACCAGGCCUCCACCACGAAAAAGCCAGGUCAAGAACUUCCGCAGCUGUCCUUUGGUCAACAGUGAGGAUGAGAUGUAUUCCCGGGCAAUGGCCCCUGAUCCAGAUCGGGGAAGUCCAGGGGAGAAGAGAGAACCAAAAGACCAAUGUUCCACAUUCUCCAACUCUGAGGACUCUGACUACUCACUGCCCUUUGACAACAUUGCCAAGAAUGUUAUGGGAGACAUUUUGUCUGCAUCAAACCCUCCACCCAUGUUCGUAGAACCCAGUUGUGAAAAUGACAAGAAAGGCAAUAUAGAAAACACAGAACCACUUUAUGACAUUAUAGAUGAAACUGCAAUCAGAAACCGUUUCACAAACAGAAAAACACAUUCUUACAAAAGAAUGGAGCACAUUUAUGAUGAACCAGAGGGUUGUGGUGUGGCUCCAAGUGUGCCUCCGUCACUCUAUGAUGAACCAGAGGAGGUCAAAGGUCAUGCUUGGAAGAUGUUAGGCACAGUAAUGGAUCCGAGUGGUCAUGAGUACCCAUACAAUGCUUCUGCCGACGACUAUGCGGUUCCUAAACCUCCCAGGAGGGCUUUGCUUUCAAAGCAGAAGGACAAUGAGGAAGAGGACAGUUCCCCCUAUGAUAACAUUAUGGUGAAAGGAGUGCAAAAGAAUAACUAAGGACUGCUUCAGAAUCUAAAGAGGACAAUGAAGUUAAAUAUAAGUGAGUGUGCGAAUGAAUGAAUGAAAUAUUUAAUCAGUUAAUACGCAGAAAUUGGAUAAUAGUCAUCAGAGUGCUUUACUCUUCUUUAAAAAGCUGUGAUCUGCAUCACGUAUCAUUAGGUUGGUCAAGAUGAUUUACAGUUCAAUUCCUCUUUGGGGGUGAAUCAAUGUAGCCUGACUUUUACCAAAUGUGCAAAAAUUGCUCUGUAACUGUUUUGUCAUUAUUUGAAUCACAGACACACACUUUAUGUAAAUUAGCCUUGUUUUAGAACAUGCACCAUUAUUCGUAGUGUUAUUAUAAUUGCGCUAUAUUGAUCAUGUAAACGUUUAUUCUUCAGAUGAUGGUAAAUAAUCACUGUUUAUUCAAACGAGCACGAUUUUGGCUGUUUAAGUGUACCCAUAAUCUAUAAUCAUCUACAUGCACUAAAAUAGCCAUAUGCAGUGAAUAACCUUUAAGUGCAAACACUCCUGUUUUUGUGUAAAUUAGGCUAAUUGUACGUAGACAACACCUUAUUCCAGCGCUAUUAACAUUGCAUUAUCUUGAUCAGGGCCCGUAUUCACAAAACAUUUUAUUUUACCACUAAGAGUUCUCCUAAGUAGCAGUAAAAAAUGUAUCUAAGAGUUUUCUCUUAAAACCUAUUCACAAAGCUGCUGAGACAAACUUUUAGAGAGAAAGGGCGGGGUUGAUCUCGUUGCCAUGGAUGAUGUCAGCUUGCUUACUAUCUAUGCCCACAGUGAUUCGCUGAUAGUCUCUGUCAGAGAUUUAUGCAUAGAAAUAUUGAUGAGUGCAAUAUUAUGUUACCAUAUUUAAAUAAAGGUUUAAAAAAAACUGCUAAUUGCCACAUUCAAAUAAAGAUUUUAAAAUGCAGGCUACAUGUCACUAAUUAAACAAGUAUAUGUUCAGCUGAUUGUCAGCCUCUUGCAUGUGUGUUUCUCAUAAUUGGUGAAUAUGCAUAUUAACAGCCAGGGGGAAGUCGUGGCCUUAUGGUUAGAGAUUCGGAUUCGUACUCCAAAAGAUGCAAGUUCGAGUCUCAGGCCGGCAGAAAUUGUAAAAGGGGGGAGUGAAUGUUCGGCACUCUCUCCACCCUCAGUACCACGAAUGAGGUGCCCUUGAGCAAGGCACUGAACCUCCAACUGCUCCCCGGGCACCGCAGCAUAAAUAGCUGCCCACUGCUCCAGGUGUGUGUUCACUGCUGUGUGUGUGUGCACUUGGAUGGGUUAAAUGCAUAGCAUGAAUUUCAAGCAUGGGUCACCAUACUUGGUUGUAACUCAUGUCACUUUAACCUUUUUUUUUAAAUUAACAUAGUGGAAUAAUCAUAGAUGAUAGUAAGGCAAGCAAACGUAAAAACAAACUUGACACAAGCACAGCUGUUACUUCUUGCCCAGGUGGUUAAUGAAAACAAGAAUAUAAUCAAAGGGAAAUUUGGAGUUGGGAUAACCUCUUCAACCAAAGGUGAUAUCUUUUUAAAAGCUCAUGAUCGUCAAAUGUUUCUUAAAUGUUUAUAUUCUGUGGCAGAUUGCCGCCAACAGCCAUUUUAGGAUAGUUUGUGGCUUGGUCUUAGUGACUUGGGAGUCCUCUUCACUGCUCCUAAUGUUUCACAGAUCUAGGAGCUAGUUUUAGUGUUAAACCAAUCUGUGAAACAUUAUUAGGGCAAAAAUGUAGGAAUCCUAAAUUUAGGACUGACACACCUUUUAAUUUUUAAGAUUUUCUUCUAAAUUGGUGAGUUAUGAGCUACUUUUAGCUUUAAGAUGUUGUGAAUAUGGGUCCAGGUGAACAUUUAUUGGUUAAAACUUUUAUUAUAUUAUAUUAUUUUAUUAUAUAGAGCACACUUUUGGAUUUGAAAAAAUAAAUAUAAAAUGACGGGAAUCCAGUUGAACCAGUAAAAACUAAACUAAACUAAACCAAUA